AUGUGUUUCUUCCUCCAGCUGCGAUGGCACCUCCUGUUGCUGUCCUUCGUAGCAUCCUGCCAAAGUUCCUCGCUGGAUCAGAAGGAGAUGGAGGUCCUUGAGAAGGUGCUAUCAGAGCUUUAUCACCCACUUAUGUGGGAGAUCAAGAUGCGCGAUAAGAGAGCGGCGGAGCCCCUUUGCCGCCUCAAGGAGGUGUCCUGCGUGCGAGUGCAGGGCGUGUGGCGGGUGGCGAAGAUCGUCACCAAGGACUCGGAAGUCCCCGCCAUUGGCCGCAUUCCUGAAGAACUCGGCGAGCUCCGGUGGCUCCAGGUCAUUGAUCUCACGGCAGAUCCAUCGGCGAAGGUCAGUCUGCACGGCUCGAUCCCUGAGAGUCUUGGCCAGCUGCUGCAGCUUCGCAAGUUGAUUCUGGCAAACAACCAGCUCACCGGGGAGCUCCCGGCAUCUCUCUUCCAGCUGCGGCAGCUAACGGUCCUGAAUUUGGCCGGGAACAAGUUCACUGGCCAACUGGGGGAGGGUAUUGGGUCGCUGACGCAGUUGCAGGUGUUGAGUUUAGAGAACAACGCCUUCAGCGGUCCUCUUGCAACAUCCUUCGAAAGGCUGUUGCAGCUGAAGGAGCUGAAUCUCGCGGGCAACGCCCUCACAGGCGACGUGCUAAGCGAACUGGGACAGAUGUUGCAGCUGAAGACCCUCUCGUUGGCCAACAACGUGCUGAAGGGGCGCCUUCCCGAGAGUCUCGGCAACUUGCAGCAGCUCACAAAGCUGGAGUUGCAAGGCAACGACUUCUCGGAGCCUCUGCCGGAUACACUGGGCCGACUGACAGAGUUGAAGACGCUGCGUGUGAAUGUGAGCACGGUUCCGUUCACGCUGAGGCGCCUCACUGAACUGCAAGACUUCUACCUCAAUGGUGAGUCGAACUGCGCGCCUGUCAUCAACGACAACUGCCACCUCUUUGAGACCGGCCAAGGCUGCCAGCAGGACGAAGAAGAGCUCAUCACAAAGAUCAUGAAGAGCCUUUGGGGCAACAACUACGAGCGGUAUACCCGUCGACUGGAGGGUUGCCCCUGCUUCUGGUACGGUGUUUCCUGCGUGAGGGAGAACGGCUUCCUGAGAGUAUGGGGCUUGAACAUCAAGGACUUGGAGUUGAAUGGGACCUUGCCAGAUGAGCUUGGGUCCCUUGCCAACCUCAAGGAGAUUCGUCUCGUGGGAAGUCUGACAGGCGAGCUGCCUGUAUCAUUGAGCCAGCUGCAGCAGCUUCGAUAUCUGAAUCUGGAAAACAACCAGCUGAGUGGUGAUCUCCCGUCGAAGUGGAAGGCACCACGGUGCACCAAUCUCCAGAGCCUAAGCCUCUCCAUGAACUGGCUCACGGGAAAGCUACAGGAUUUCUCGGUGGGGCUCUUGCCUGAGCUGGAGAUACUUGAGCUGGCUCGCAACUCUCUGACGGGUUCCCUUCCAGGAGACCUCGGCAAGUUGUCUCGCCUCCGGGUUUUGGAUGUGAGGGGGAAUGCCCAGCUCGGGGGCGAGAUUCCUGAAUCCCUGGGACAGGCAAAAAGCUUGGUCCAGCUCGACGUGUCCAACGGCAAAUUUCGCGGCUCCAUGCCGGCAACCCUGGCUAACCUAACGAAGCUGCAGGAACUUGCGAUCGACGGCAACAGAUUCCAGGACUUCUCUUCGGCCUUAUUGGAGCUCACGCGGCUGUGGAGAUUUCGUGUGGGCUCGAAGGACGAGCAGGCGAACUGCGCCCCGGUGGAGGAGGAUCCUUGCAGCCUCUGGAAGAGGUCAGACCGCUAUAAGCUGGAGCUUUUCCUGGAGGCACUCUGGACGGGACGCUACUGGAAAACACAUUCCUACAGUCCGUCGCAGCCGUUUUGUACGUGGUCCGGGGUUAGCUGUGAGCGCAUCGGUGGGGCUUGGAGAGUCACCUCUCUGACUGUGGAGGAUCCAUUCCUUUCUGGGCGUGUCGACCCCGUGAUCCUAGACUUGGAGCACCUGAAGGAGCUCCGACUCAGAUCCCCCCACCUCUCAGGUUCGAUGCCACCCGAUCUGUCCCGGCUCAGGCACCUGGAGGUCCUGGUCAUCGAAGGAGGCAGGAUGGAUGGCGACAUUCCCAGCCUCGGCAGCCUCAUGCAGCUGCGAGCCGCAGCUUUCGUCGGUGGCUUUGCUGGCAUCUUCUUCCUCGACUCGCUGCCGGAUGGAAUCAGGGAAGUCACGCUUCGAAGUUCCAACCUGAAGAUCGUAUUUGGGUCGUCGUGGGAGGGGGGGCGAACACUGGAACUGCUUGACCUUCGUGGUGUGCAGCUAGAUGACUCUCUGAAGGAGAUCGUCCGGACCCUUCGGUCCUGGACGGCACUGAAGAGCCUGGACCUUUCGGCGACGGGGCUGCAGAGUCCUCUACCGACUACGAUGUACCAUCUGCAAAGCCUGCAGAGACUGAAGCUGGCAGACAACCUGCUCUCAGGCGAGCUCCCGGCAUCUUUGGGUGCGAUGACGCGGAUCGGCGUGUUGGACCUGAGCAACAACUCCAUCACAGGGUUCGUUCCCGCAACCCUGCGUGGCAUGUGGAAUCUGGAGACCUUCUCUCUGGCCAGGAACUAUCUGAAUCACAGGGCGGCCGACAGGGACUGCGCGCCCGUUGCGAAGGAUCCCUGUCGCCUCUUCUGGGUUGAUGGGAACACUCGAGACGUACUCGGGCUGCUGGCCUUCUCCUGCCCGGUGUUCAUGUUGUACAGACGUCCAAGUGAAGAAGAUAAGCGGGUACCACCUGGAGCCCUCGAGAUGGCUGUCGAGUACCACGUGGCCAGCAUUGACAUGCACAAGCUGGUGGCGCUGAUCGUCGUGCUGGCUCAGCUGGCGCCUCUGACAGUGAUCUGGUGGUGGGCUCUGGGCUCUGAGGCCUGGGUGGUCAUCGUUCUGAUGAUCAAAGCUUGGGCCUUUGCUCCCUCGUUGAGCCAGGCGAGAGUGCAAGGCCGCCAGGAAUUCCAUGGGCUCAACUUCUGGUUUCCUGCCGGCGCCUCCAUCGUUUCUGUGCGUUCUCGCGAGCCACCGAUACAAGAAGUGUUGCUGGUCGGCGUGCUGGCCUUCAUCGUCUGGGACUUUUGGAGCAACCAGGAGACUCAGUGGGCUACUAUAGCGGCGAGUGGAGAAUUGCUGCAGUGGCUGAUGGCUGACCCAUGGGGAGGAGCCAACUUGCUGAAGCUCAUCCUCUUCAUCAUGAUCACUUUGGAUGUAGGCAUCCAGAUGUACCGAAGCCACUUCGGCAGUGAUGUCAGCUUCGUGGAAAUUAGCUCGGCUGCCGUACGGCACCGCCAAGCUGCGAAUGCUUUCGCCCAGAGCACCCAGCGCAAGAGAUGGCGGGAGCUUCCCCGACGCAGCAUCGACAUCAACUUCCAGUUGCCCUUCACUCCGGCCCAAGACGUCCAAAAUGAAGAGGGCUCCGGAGAAGUAGAGCUGCAGGAUGUCCGAUCGUUUCCUCCACGGUCAUCUUCGGCAUCCCGCUCCGGCAGUUUCGCCGAUUCUGAGCAGGCAGCUCCUAUCAUCGAGAUGUUCGACUUCGACGAUCCAGAAGUGGUCGAUGCCGCAGACUGCUCCGAGUCUCAGCAAACGACACUACUGCAGCAUGGUCUUCAAGUCACGUCACUUGACAGGCAGGAUAAGCAGGCGCAGGAGCUUCUUUCUGAGAUCCAGAACCUCAGGAUCAUGAACCAGGACUCGCCUGUACUGCCAAACAUCGAUGCGAAUGGGCGACUUUGUUUUCUUUGCGGCACCCCUUCAGAGGAGCGCGCGCCCAACCUGUCCUACGUUAUAAGAGAUGACUGUGGCAACCAUAGCUUGCUCGAGUAUUCCGCGAUGAUGGAUGUGCCUUUGAGCAACUUCCAGCGCAAUGCUACAGAAGAGCAUAAUGCAACAUUCGGCUGGUGCGAGCUCAAUGUGGAGAAGACUUGCGCUGAUGCCAUUUACAAUCAGGAUUACAUGAUCUUUGCGAAAAGUGUCGAAAUUCCCGAUGUUCCAUUGGUGCAUUACAAGGUUGCUUCUUGGGACCAGUACUACUGCCUCUACAACGGGUGGAUCUCCAAAGAAGUCAGAGCACUGCAGCACGAUUUUCUGGGAAUGUCUUUGAAAGGUCAAGAGCUUUGCAAUUCCGAUGAACUCGUGCAGAGAGGGUCAAAGGGCAACAUCACUAUGAGGGACAUGAUGAAACGCUGGCUGCCUGCACUGCCUGGCUUCCCGGGCAGCCGUCCGAGUUACGAGGAUGCGAAGUUCAUGGCAGCCUGGACAUGUGCUAUGGGCAGUGCGGCUUGUGACAUGGCGUACUGUGCCUACACCUACUGCUUGAAAGGCGACGGCCUCGGAACCUACCACGAGUGCGCUGGAUGGGAUCCGGUCAAUGGCAUGCCCAUAGAUAUGUAA
Molecule: messenger RNA, 4404 nt
Organism: Symbiodinium sp. CCMP2592
Lineage: Eukaryota; Dinophyceae; Suessiales; Symbiodiniaceae
Source: the annotation of a GenBank genome assembly